Molecule: messenger RNA, 857 nt
Organism: Chelonoidis abingdonii (Abingdon island giant tortoise)
Lineage: Eukaryota; Metazoa; Chordata; Testudines; Testudinidae
Source: RefSeq, a predicted model, not a curated record
CGAGCGGGCGGGGCCCGCGGGCGGGGGGCCGGGGCUGUACCAGAACGCCCAGCGCCCCCUGGAGUUCUGCGCCGUCCACGCCCUGACCCGUCCUGCAGGAGGCGACGCUUCACCCAGGAGGCAGGCCGACGAGAUCUGCAAGAGGCUGGCAGAAACCGGAUCCCGGCUGGAAUCCGCAAUCGCAGCGUCCUGGCACGGGCCAACUACGACGUCAUGCUGAUCAAUGGCAAGCCCUCCUGCAGAGCCUGGAUUCGCAGCAUCUGGUGGGAUCAAGCGCCGGCCCCUGGAGCAGCUGGCACUGAGCCGGGUGCACGGCUUCAUCGUGAACGUGCCCUCCAACGUGUCCCUGGGCUUCGUGUCGCUGCCCGUGCGGCGUAAGCACUGGAUUGCUGUGCGCCAGGUGGGAGGCACCUACUACAACCUGGACUCCAAGCUGAAGGCCCCGGCCUGUGUCGGCGGAGAGGGGGAGCUCAGGGCUUUCCUGCAGGAUUUCCUGUCCCAGGGUCCCUGUGAAGUGCUGCUGGUCGUGUCCCGGGCCGUGGAGGAAUCCGGCGGCUGGUUGAACCCAGAGUGAUGCCGCAGAUACCAAAGAUUUUGACUGUUCGUAGCAGCCUCGCCGGGGGGGCAGGACCCACACGCUGAAUCUGGCUUAGUCACAGCCCCCUCCCUGGUGCUGGCAUCAGAUACCCCAUCCCGUCUGCCCUGAGGAGUGCAUGGCUCCGGGCAUGCUUCUCUCACUCCACUGGGGGGUCCCUUCGCCCCACAGCCCCUGGAGCCAGAGAUGGCACUGGGGGGCCACAAGGGAACCUGGCUCAGCUGCAAGUGCUUGCAAAGUUUAUGAUAAAGGACACUACGCU